This is a messenger RNA of Perca flavescens (yellow perch), 2071 nucleotides long. RefSeq names its product SPARC related modular calcium binding 2 (gene smoc2). Gene Ontology annotation, molecular function: extracellular matrix binding; calcium ion binding; protein binding. The record is from RefSeq and is a predicted model, not a curated record. Gene Ontology annotation, biological process: extracellular matrix organization. Gene Ontology annotation, cellular component: basement membrane. Bases 238 to 1551 code for a protein of 437 amino acids. NCBI's taxonomy places the organism in Eukaryota, Metazoa, Chordata, Actinopteri, Perciformes, Percidae. The transcript has 13 exons.
UUAAGGAGAGUGUCUACACCAACGGUUUGGCAGACGAAACCAAGGAGACGAAGUGAAGUAAACCAGCAACCACCUCUCUCCAACACUCCAACAUUUUUUUCGCAAGGACUACUGUGGAUUUUUAAACCUUUUCGACUUCUCCCAAUGACAAUUUUUGUGCUUUGGUGAAGUCCAGGCAACACAGAGUAACAUUUGGACGUGCGUAAUUUGGAGAGUUUAUUGCCACACGGCGUCAGGAUGCGCGUUUGUCCGCUGCUAGUCUUCCUCUGUCUGCUGUGCGCUGGACGCGCUCAAAAGUUCUCUGCUCUCACGUUCCUGCGGGUGGAUCAGGAUAAGGAGUGCAACAUGGAAUGCACCGGAGCUCCCCGCAAGCCCCUGUGCGCCUCCGACGGCCGGACCUUCACAUCUCGCUGCGAGUUCCUCCGAGCCAAGUGCCGUGACCCCCAGCUGGAGGUCAUUCGAGGGCCAUGCAAAGAUACAUCCAGAUGUGUAGCAGAGAAGAAGUACACCGAGCAGCAGGCUAAGAAGCUCUUCCCGCAGGUCUUUGUGCCUGUAUGCAACCCUGAUGGCACAUAUAGUGAGGUUCAGUGCCACAGUUACACCGGAUACUGUUGGUGUGUCACCCCCAAUGGCCGACCCAUUAGUGGCUCAGCAGUGGCCAAUAAAAAACCUCGAUGCCAAGGUUCAAAACACGAGAGAGCUACUACAAGAGAGCCAGGUAAAGCAGAUGAGACCGGCCUAGUGGUGGAUCCACAGCCUGCUGGCGAUGAAGAAGACAUCAUUUCCCAGUUCCCCACUCUGUGGACGGAGCAGGUUCGCAGCCGACAGAACAAUAGAACCAGAGCACCAUCCUCAUCCUGUGACCAGGAGCAGCAGUCUGCCCAGGAAGAGGCGAAGCAGCACAAGAACGAUGCUGUAAUCGUACCAGACUGUGCCCAUGGAGGACUGUACAAGCCAGUCCAAUGCCACCCCUCCACCGGCUACUGCUGGUGUGUGCUGGUGGACACGGGACGGCCCAUACCUGGGACUUCCACCAGGUGGGAGAGACCGCACCUAUGGUAUGAACAGCCAAAGUGCGAUGGCAAUGCCAGGGCCCACCCGACUAAACCUAAGGACCAUUAUAGAAGCAGACAUCUCCAGGGCUGUCCCGGGGCAAAGAAAACAGAGUUUCUGACAAGUGUUCUUGACGCGCUGUCAACAGACAUGGUGCACGCCGUCACAGAUCCAGCAUCCGCCGGAAGGAUGGCCGAGCCCGACCCCAGCCACACCCUGGAGGAGAGGGUGGUCCACUGGUAUUUUAGUCAGCUGGACAAAAACUCCAGCGGGGACAUUGGAAAGAAGGAGAUCAAGCCUUUCAAACGCUUUCUGCGCAAGAAAUCAAAGCCAAAGAAGUGUGUAAAGAAGUUUGUGGAGUACUGCGACAUUAGCAACGACAAGGCGCUGUCUCUGCAGGAGCUGAUGGGUUGCCUCGGGGUGACCAAAGAAGAGGGGGCCAAACCAGUAGAGGGUUUAUCUUCCAGUAAACUAAAUCCCUCGAAGAAGCAAGGCUAAGCCAACAUCUGAGAUUUCCCCUCCCACAAGGAGAAUCUGCCCUUACCAAUCGGCAAUAAUGGAAACCAUAGUAUUUGCACUUUGUACUUUAAAAAAAAAUAAUGUAAAUUCACUUUGUAGAAAUAAGGUAUUUAAACAGACUGCUGAAUCUGUGAAUGAUGUAGUUAGCUUUUUAUGUCCUGACAAACAAAACUUAUUUAACACAUACAAUGUAUGUGUCCUUUGUGUGUCUAAAAAUUAUACUUUUCAGAGUUGUACAAGUUUUCAUUUUUGAUGUUGCAUUUUGUGCUCCUUUCCCCCAGUGUACUUUUCUUCUCACGUCGAUGAUGGUAAUGUGGAUAUAUGAAUAGUUUGCUACAAUAACUUAGACCAUGCCAUCUCUCAUGUACUGACCUAUAGCAUCUCUUAUCGUGCUUUGUACAGCAGUUUGCAAGAAUGUUUUAAACAUACAUCAUAAAAAAAAAGUCCUACAUGUUCACAUAUAUUCAUGUUUAUUAGAAAUAAAGAACUCUUUAAUACA